Molecule: messenger RNA, 1152 nt
Organism: Diprion similis
Lineage: Eukaryota; Metazoa; Arthropoda; Insecta; Hymenoptera; Diprionidae
Product: serine protease snake-like
Exons: 6
Coding region: 1-1152 (383 amino acids)
Biological process (GO): proteolysis
Molecular function (GO): serine-type endopeptidase activity
Source: RefSeq, a predicted model, not a curated record
AUGAUUUUCCCGGUUAUUUUCUUCCUCCUUUACGCAACGCAUCGCGUCCAGUCGGAGGACCUAGGUGAUUCAUGCACAACGAAAAGCGGUGCUUCUGGGGUCUGUAAAUUGCUGAACAACUGCGACGUCGUAUUCCAGCAAUUGGUGGCUGGCAUUGAGCCGGAUUCAAUCUGCGGGUAUAAAGGUCAUGAACCAAUCGUUUGCUGUUCAAAUAGCCGACCAGAAACCACGCAGCCAAAUCCGAUUGUCUCUCGGGAUCCGGUCGGUGACGGACGAGGUGCAAUUGCGAGACAGAAAUGCGCUGAAUAUGUCAAAUACACUCACGAACUGCGUCGGAACGUAAAUGGACAAAAUGUGAAUAUAUCUGUUUGCGCGAUCAAGUCCCAAAAGUUGAUUGUGGGAGGAACAAGGGCCGAGCGUAAAGAGUUCCCCCACAUGGCAGCGAUUGGUUACGAUUUGGAAAACGGAAAAGUUGGCUGGUUCUGCGGAGGCACCCUGAUAUCCGAGAAUUUCGUCCUGACAGCGGCCCACUGCUCCAGUUCAUCCGUUCGGGGCCCCGCGAAAUGGGUGCGAGUUGGCGAUUUGAACCUGGAGCGUUCGGACGACGGGGCGAAACCGGAGGAUCGUCGUAUCGCCGAGAGGAUCAGACACCCUGAGUACAAGAGUCCUUUGCAAUACCACGACAUCGCGCUUCUUCGUCUCGAGUCCAGGGUGCCUUUCAACGCUUGGAUCAGACCGGCUUGUCUGCACACCUCACCUGCCACUGGGACUACGAAAGCCAUAGCGGCAGGAUGGGGGCGUGUUGAUUGGUUCGACGACGAAGGCUCGAGUGAUCUUCUAAAAGUUACGCUUCCCCUUAUCGAUCAGCAAACUUGCAAUGCGAGCUGGGUAGCUAGCGGGGGUAUCGACAAGCUUCCCAAUGGAGUAGUGGGCGAUUGGUCGAUGUGUGCUAGAGAAGACGGCCGCGACACGUGCCAGGGUGAUAGUGGAGGCCCUCUCAUGAUAUACAGUAGCAAGGAUUAUUACUGCAUGUACGAUGUCGUCGGAGUCACGAGUUUAGGACAACUCUGCGGAAGUAUAAUUCCCGGGAUUUACGCACGCGUUUAUCACUACGUUCCGUGGAUAGAGUCCAUUGUGUGGGGACGAGGCUAA